UUCGCUCACUGUAUUGCGGCCGACGCAAAGUGGCGCGCUACACUGCGCAGCCGCAGCAGCAGCAGAACAGGCGAGACGCAGGCAGACAGUCCUCAGCAGCAGCCAUGGCAGAUGGAAAGGCCAAGGAGGGAGUAAAGACUGAGAACAAUGAGCACAUCAACCUGAAGGUGGCAGGACAGGAUGGCUCAGUGGUGCAGUUUAAGAUCAAAAGGCACACUCCUCUCAGCAAACUGAUGAAAGCUUAUUGUGAACGGCAGGGGCUGUCAAUGAGGCAAAUACGAUUUCGAUUUGACGGUCAGCCCAUCAAUGAAACAGACACACCUUCUCAGCUAGAAAUGGAGGAUGAAGAUACAAUCGACGUGUUCCAACAGCAAACUGGAGGCUCUCCUCUUUAAAGACUGUUUCCUAUGAACAUCCCUACCUCCCCCUUUCAUCCCUGAACAUCUUUGUUAUACCCAGUCUUCAAAUGCUCAUGACCAGUGUUGAUACGAUCCAGUGGAAUAUUUACACAAAAUACUCAAAGGCAGCACAGUUAGUGUUGAGUUUGAUCACACUGCCAUGUUACGUGACAUGUUAACAUGUCUGAACAGCGCAGUGCAGACAAUAAGUAGGCUGCAGUCAGUCUAAUGUGCUGAAGAAACGAGAAACUGUUUUUGUUUGUUUUUUAAUUUCGGAAGAGAACACUUGGUCCUGCUUUUGCUUUUAUACUUACCAAGGCUUUGAUUAAAGAUGGAGGUUUGAUUGAUGUAACCCGGUGUUUUAAAUUCACUGACAUCUGUUGUUAUUAUAAAAAUGUAUUGUUGGAAUAAAAUGAGUCUUUUUUUUUUCUUUUUUUUUUACAAA
Messenger RNA from Haplochromis burtoni (Burton's mouthbrooder), 843 nucleotides. RefSeq names its product small ubiquitin-related modifier 2. Gene Ontology annotation, biological process: protein sumoylation. The record is from RefSeq and is a predicted model, not a curated record. Lineage: Eukaryota; Metazoa; Chordata; Actinopteri; Cichliformes; Cichlidae. The transcript has 4 exons. Gene Ontology annotation, cellular component: nucleus. Gene Ontology annotation, molecular function: ubiquitin-like protein ligase binding; protein tag activity. Bases 105 to 395 code for a protein of 96 amino acids.